ACGAGCUUCAUGACGCGGGCUGUCUGUAUAAAGCAUUGGGAACAAGCCUGAUCCAGAGAACAGACAGACAGAGAGAGACAGACAGACAGAGCGCGAUGCAUGUAUCCUUUCCCUUGGUGCUCCGGUUGAAGUGGUAAUGCCGGCUGCGAUGUUCAGCAUCGAGAGUAUUUUAGCAGGAGUGCCCUCUCGGUGUAAGGGCUCGGCGCCUCUGCCCACCGCUCCGCUGCCCACCUACCCGGGAGUCGGCGCUGACUCGCUGUGCGCCACCGCUGACUAUCUUAGUCUCUACCCUCCAGCCGUGGCUCCUCCGCCUCCCCCUCCUCCUCCUGCACCUCCUCAACACCCCAACCUGGCGGUCGGUGCCUCAAGGAUGGGUUACAAUUAUUACUACGUUCCCGGGUCGCCCAGGGUGUCCUGCUGUAGUACCGUACCAACAUGCCAGCCUCUGACCAGUCAGCACUGCUCCUGCAUUCCCCCAGGAUUAGAAGGGGCUGCUUCUGCCUAUCUGUCCCCAGUUGCCCCUCAGGUGCUGCCCUAUGUGAGUCUGGGGGCUCUAUCCCGCACUGAACUGCAGCUUCUGAACCAGCUCCACUGCCGGAGGAAGCGUCGCCACCGAACCAUCUUCACGGACGAACAGCUGGAAGCCUUGGAGAAUCUCUUCCAGGAGACCAAGUACCCAGACGUAGGCACCAGGGAACAGCUGGCCAGGAGAGUCCAUCUCCGGGAGGAGAAAGUGGAGGUCUGGUUUAAAAACCGCCGAGCUAAAUGGAGGCGGCAGAAGAGAUCAUCAUCGGAGGAGUCGGACUCCCAGAAAUGGAAUAAAAUUUCGAAAAACGCCCCGGUGGGGAAGGCUUCUGGAGAAUCAACUUCAGCAGCCCAGGAAAGUGGGGUAGACUCAGACAGCUGAUAACUGGCACUGAUUGAUCAGGAGCAUUCACCCAUCCUCAGCUCGAGACUGUGGCUGGUAUCUUGCACUUUGUCCAUCUGGAGGACUGAGGCUGCUGUAAAUACUGUAUAAAUACAUAUUAUAUAUAUGUGCGUUUUUGUAUGUGUGCUUGUUUUGUUAAUAAAAAAAAG
This is a messenger RNA of Chiloscyllium plagiosum (whitespotted bambooshark), 1077 nucleotides long. The record is from RefSeq and is a predicted model, not a curated record. NCBI's taxonomy places the organism in Eukaryota, Metazoa, Chordata, Chondrichthyes, Orectolobiformes, Hemiscylliidae.